Molecule: messenger RNA, 1284 nt
Organism: Solanum tuberosum (potato)
Lineage: Eukaryota; Viridiplantae; Streptophyta; Magnoliopsida; Solanales; Solanaceae
Product: acylsugar acyltransferase 3-like
Exons: 1
Coding region: 1-1284 (427 amino acids)
Source: RefSeq, a predicted model, not a curated record
AUGGCAUCAUCAACAAUUCUUUCUAGGAAAAUGAUUAAACUUCUAUCCCCUACUCCUCCUUCACUUAGACAACACAAUUUCUCUUUCAUGGAUUGCAUAAAUCUUCCUCAAUAUACACCAAUUGCCUUCUUGUACCCCAAACCUGAAAAUUAUAACAAAAACCAAAUAUCACAAAUUCUUGAAAACUCCCUUUCAAAAGUAUUAUCCUCUUAUUAUCCCUUCGCGGGACGAAUCAAGGAUAAUAAUACCUAUGUUGAUUGUGAUGACACAGGUGCUGAGUAUUUAAAUGUCAAAAUCAAUUGUUCAAUGUCCGAAAUUCUCAACAACUCUUCUAAUGAUGCUGCGGAUGUAGUCUUCCAACAAGACUUGCCUUGGUGCAGUACCUUGAAUCGAAGUCCACUAGUGGUUCAAUUAAGUCAUUUUGAUUGUGGCGGAAUAGCAGUCAGUGCAUGUAUGUCACAUAAAAUUGCUGAUGGAUAUAGUUUUGCUAAAUUCAUUAAUGAUUGGGCCACUACAGCUCAACACGUGGAUUUCAAACCAUCUCCUCAAUUUAAUGCAUCUACUUUUUUUCCACUAAUGGAUGGUGGUCCAAAUAUUAUGUCUAUAAAUGCUUCACCUGAAUCACAACGACAUGUGUCAAGAAUGUACAAUUUCUCAUCCUCGAAUUUGAGAAGACUCAAAAAUAGUAUUACAGGAAUACAAAAUCCAACUCGCGUUGAAGUUGCCACAUCACUUAUUCAUAAAUGUGGGGCGACUGCAUCUAUGGAAAAUUUGGGCUUGUUUAAACCAUCUCUAAUGAGCCAUGUAAUAAAUUUACGCCCUCUAAUUCCACUAGACACAAUAGGAAAUGCAACAUGUGUCUAUAGCACAAUAGCAAUGACAGAAAAUGAGAUAGAGUUGUCUAACUAUGUUGCUCAGUUGCAAAAUAUUAAACAACAAGUUCGAAACGAGUUGAAGAAUCUAGAUAUGAAUCAGAUAGUCCCAUAUGCACUUGGAAAAAUGAAAGGUGUUGUAGACAUGAUGGAGAAGGAUAUAUUUGAUAUUUAUUUAUCAACAAGUGUGUGCAAUUUUGGAUUAUAUAGUAAGACUGAUUUUGGAUGGGGUAGGCCUAUAAAAAUUACAUAUACAAAAUAUCCAAUGAAGAAAAGUUUCAUACUUUUUGAUGACCCUAGUGAAGAAGGGAUAGAUGUACUAAUCACAUUACCAGAAGAUGAAAUGUUAAUUUUUCAGAAGGACAAAGAGCUUCUAGAGUUUGCUUCUCCAAUUGUUCAAUCAAUCAAAUAA